GUGUCAGUCACACUCAUUCAUUGUUAGCGAUGGCAGUAAGACACCAGCAGUCUGUGCUCUGUUCCGUGGCGAUUGCAGUCGUUUGCGUCUCGGCGCUGGCUGCGGCUCUGCCCACCGAAAGCGAAGCUCCCGCCGCCCAAGUGCCAAAGUCCGUCAGCGAUGAACUCCGUCUCCAGUGCGCCAACAAUGACGGAAUCGCAUGCAUCAAGUACAAGUUCCUUGACCUCCUCGACCAGGCUCUCAGCAAGGACACUAUUCAGGUAUCUGACAGCGUUUCAGUGGAGAAGAACACGGAAAGCGUCGCUGAAACCGACGAGGACAAUGAAACCAGUUCGGGCCGCGGAUUCCUCGACCAGGCUGAGCAAUACGUCAAAAGCCACGAUCUGGUGGUGAGACUGCCCAAGAUGCUCGGAGGCGCCAGCCUCUCGUUUUCCAGCCGAAACAUGGACUUGGAUGAAGUGUCAAUGAAACUCAAGAUGCAAGAUGAGUCGGGAGUCGAAGGAAAAAGCCGCAAGAACAGACGCCUGCGCCGCCUCCUCAUUCCUCUGAUGAUCUUCGUCCUCCUGAAGGCGAUGACCCUGGUGCCUCUCGCCGUCGGUGUCCUGGGACUCAAGGCAUGGAACGCCCUGCAGCUCUCCUUCUUCUCGUUCGUCAUCUCCAUCUCGCUGGCCAUCUUCCAGCUGUGCAAGAAGAUAGCCGCCGACAAUGCUGUGGUUCCCGCCGCCCAUACUAGCGCCUGGGACGCCUACAAGUACGCGGCCGCCAGGAACUUCCUGACACAGGCGGCGACCGUGGGUGCGACAGAGAGGCGUCUCGAAGACGCUGACGCUGCUCAGAUGCUGGCGUACAGCGGAUACCCGGUUGCUCAGUGAGGCCGGCUGCCUCAUACCUAGCCAUAUUGGCACCAACAAAUGAGAGAUACCAAAGAGGUUAAUGGAUGCGAUUGAUACCGACCCGAUACCUUACUCCAGAAAAUUCAAAGAGAGUUAUAUUCCUUCGAUUAAACUUCCCACAUUGUUGGUUGAAGGAAGGUUCACUACACCAAACUGUAAAAACUUAUAGAAUAAAAUUUUAUUUAUUAAUUUAUAAAGAAAAA
Nilaparvata lugens (brown planthopper) is the source of this 1096-nucleotide messenger RNA. RefSeq lists its product as uncharacterized. Lineage: Eukaryota; Metazoa; Arthropoda; Insecta; Hemiptera; Delphacidae. The coding region runs from base 30 to 872 and encodes 280 amino acids. The transcript is spliced from 4 exons. The record is from RefSeq and is a predicted model, not a curated record.